GCUAAACUACAGGGAAAUCAACAAGAUGUCCGACCACUCCAAAGAGAUCGAUUUUUCCAACUUUCUCGUUCGCGAAUUCGAAAUCGACGGACAGAAAUGGGAGUGCUAUCAUCCUCCCUACAACAGCGAGCUAACUGGCUUCAUCAAGGGUGAGGAAGAUGACACGUACAUCGAAGACGAGGACGAUAGUAACAGAGCUCCGACUACGCCGUCUACUUCUCUCGUCAAACAAGGUGAAGGUGAAUGUAAAGGUGAAAAUCCCAGCAAUGCGACUGCGAACGUAAUAUGAAGCGAAAAAGUGUACUCAUCCUCAAGAAAGUAGGCACUUUCUAAGUAGGAAGAAGCCUCUUUUCUUGAGUAUGAGUACACUUUUUCGCGUCAUACGUAAAAGUUGAUGUUGAAAUCGAAUUACUCCUUGGGAAGUUGAACUUCGCAGGUGCAAAGAGGCGGUUUGGACUUCCGGUUUACCAUGUUCACGGUUCAGCCCCACUAGAGGAAGAGACGAAACUCCAGACUUUCCUACGAUACAUGGGCUUGGCUUUUCUGUAUCCUACGUCGUGGACAACUCCUCCUACGGAAGUAGUUGGUCGUGUUGCUGUUGAUGACAAUCUCAAUCUUCAUGGAGAUGUUGGAACAAGUACAGAAUUGUCUUCCUCUUCUGAUCAGGUCGGUGCCGCAGGACGACGAGAAUCUUAUUCAGCAGCUAAGAAAGGCGAGAACAAGGAGAUGAGAUUUCAAAAUGCCAGCCACAUCGCGACGUCGUGGCAUGAAAAGCUAUGCAAAAAAAAACGGAAGAAAGUAGAACGCCUCUACCUCGGUGACAUCUUGGCAGGUUCGGAGAUAUGUGCGAUUGGUGGCGUCCCUGUUCUCGACGGCCAGCCUGAUUUGACGAACGAUGAGGCCGUUGUCGCACAUUAUCUUAAGGCUUAACGAGUACCCUAGCUAUAGAUAAUCGUAAUCCAUCUUGAUGUUUGUAGAACAGUUCUAGCUCUACUGAAGCAUCCUGCAAAGGAAAAAGAGGAACAGGAUGCUUCCCAAGGUGGAUCAGGGUGAGCUCUAAUUACCGUGCGCUUAUUCGUAAGUCUUUGGAGGGGUAUGGAUAUGUCACGGUUAGCGCAACUAGGAUGCACCUGCCGGCAAACUUUGGGCAUUUAUUGCACGCAGUCUACCGUUUUUCCAUGCACUCAACGCUGAAGAUUGGCGACCGGCUUCUGGUCCUCCUUGGACUUUUACUGCACAAUGCAGCUUGGCUCUACUUGCCGAUGAUGGACAAGAAGGGUAAGCAUAAGCCUUCUACGAUGCUGGUAAAAUCACCCAGUUUGCUUGAUAGGACAACAAUUCUGCAAGAUGAACCUCAGCUUCUGCGAGAAGGGUCCUCAUCUAGAAGUAAAAAGAUAGCAGAAGGACAAACACAAAAGGAGAUGAACUCAACAACAUCAAUGAUCUCCAAAAAUACAAAACCUCGAGUUUCCUACCCGGUUCAUGACGAAAAAGCUUUUACACAGUACUACUUUGGCCACCACUGGGACCCGCGCUUGAAAUGGCGGCACAUCAGACCCAUUUUCUUUUCCCAUAUUAAGAAAGAUGAACAGUUUUUUGGUUUUUCAUCGUACUGCUGGCGUGAUACUUUUGUGUGACAGGGAGACAUCCUUCUAAAGGGUUCGUUGUCGGAAAAAACUUCGCGGGUUAAGCAUCAGAGUCCUCACUCAACAAGUAAGUAAGUACGAUGAACAACUAUUUUCUGCUCCAACUUGACCUCCUUGCUUAUUCUCUUCCUGCUUGCCUUCGAAGUGUUGAAUCAAAUACCGGUUUUCCACUCGUAUGCGAUCGUCGCUCGGCUGCAGACUCGCUUUGAAGAGACGAGGAAAGCACGCGGGUCGUUACUGCAAGAAUGUGAAGAAAGCGACGUAGGACUACAACAACCUGACGAGCAGACGAUGGGAGACGUGAACGAAACUACAGCAAAGAUGGGAACCUUGGAGGUGAACGAAACUACAGCAAAGAUGGGAACCUCGGAUUAAGGCUCAACUUUCAAUGGUCACCAUUUAGAUUGGAGUGACUGAGAUCGAAGAGGCGACCCCUUGAGAGAACCGGGAAAAACGAAGGGAAAGGGGAGAGCUUUGAAGGGGGUCGCUUCCGUUCAGAGUCCGUGGCCACUGAGUGCUGAGCUUUAAUCGAAAGUGAACGAAACUACAGCGAGGGAUAGUACUUCAACGGCUUCUGCUUCAUCGAACUGCUACGACAAAGUGGGCAAUCCAGCAAGCGACGUUCCGGAAUUCCUACAAAAUGAGAAACUACCUUAUCGUUUCUCAGACUACCUGCGGGAUAGUGAAUUUAACGCACACCACAACUCCUUCCCGAACAUCAGGAAAGCAGUAAGCGUUUACAGAGAUAUCGGAUCACAGGUCCUGCGUCACCGCAGGAGAGAAGUAGCUGACUUUCUGGGAGGUCUCGUCCAAGCAGGAGAAGUAGAAGAGAAGAGCAUGCAGUACUUUCCUCCAUGUGUCCUAGAAGAGAAGAACAUGCAGUACGUUCCAGUUGAUUCUGAUGUCGCCGUAUGGUCAACAUUUAGUGUCCAUCAUUCUCGGCAUCUUGGUCCCCUUUUCCCUUGUAUUAUUCCUAUGAAAUGCUACAAGGGUAGUAAAGGGGUCAAGAUGAGGCAGCCGAGAUGCAAUCUAGCAGACUCUAAUCUAUACAACUGGGAAAACGUCUGAAGUAGUUGAACGCGAACCAGCUGAGGAAGAUGAACAUCAAAAACACAAGAUCAACAAACAGAAGCAAUUGCAUGAUGUUGAACAAGCCAGACCACAUCAAGGCGAAGACGAUAUUUUCGGUUUCUACCGAUCACUCGAGACACUUCGAUUUCUCUUCACGACUACAAGUACAACGUCCAUAUUUACAACUUGGGAAGAGUUUCUUCUGAAGUUCGACUUGAUGUGGUACCGGAAGAGCCUAGAACUUUGGCCAAAAGUCAUGGAGGAAACGGAGGGCAUAUACGAAACACUGUACGGAGAGCUGCUUAAGAUUCCUCCUGUUAAGGCUUACGACAAUCCAUCUCCUGAAGCAUAUUUUUGCUCUACAACUUGGAGUAGUUGCCCGCCCAUAUUUCUAAGGGGAAAACAGCUCCAAGAUGGGAGAUCGCCCCCCCCCAAUCCACAAGGGUGGAGAGAGCUCUAAUCCUGGAGAUCCGAUCCCGGACAGAGUUUGGCCUCCAUUCCCAGUCCCGAGAUUUGUCGACGUUUUUGAUGUAGAACGGUUUUCAGCGUUGACUCCUGUAUAUAUUCGAGGUUGGAACGUCAUCUUCUUCGGCGAACACCGAUGGCUAGGAGCUUUCGCGCAUGCAAACUUUGCGCACUUUCUGACCAACAUCGCCUUGUUGUUGUAUGCUUCCCUCUUUGUGGAGAAGAUUUUUUUCUCUCAACAAGAGUGCUGUGGUGUUUAUUAUGGUCACGACUUAGAAAAGCUGGAUCCCGCCUUCAGGGACCACUGUUUCAUCUCACUAAUGACUGAGGGUAGUCAUUUGAGAUGCACACAUGACAUCCCUCGUAGAUCGAUCCAGGAAUUUUAACCAUUCAUGGUGAUGGAAAUGGAAAACAAAAAGUGCCCAGUCUCAACCUCGUCUGGUGCUCCUUCACGGUGCUCAUGUAUCUGUUCACCGUUCCGAUCGGAUUCUGGGCGCAUCCGACGGCGCCGCUGGAGCUUGGAGCAUCGGGAAUAGUAGCCGGAUUCUGUGGAGCUGCUAGUGCGCUUGUGGUGUGGAAGAGCAUCAGCAUGUUCUAUGAAAACGCCUCAAAGACGAGCUUCAGUUAAGGAUCAACUUUCCUUGGUCACCAUUUAGAUUGGAGUCACUGAAAUCGAAGAAGGCCCCCUGGAGAGAACAAGGGAAAACGAAGGGAAAGGGGAGACGAGUCUUGGAGGGGGUCCCUGCCGUUCAGAGUCAUGAUGACCAAGGAAUGCUGCGCUUUAAUUCAAGUCGUCCUCGUCCAAAGAGGAAGAGCAUCAAGAAGAACGCCCUGAAGAAACAUUGAACGACGAAGACAGAAAGAGGGAGACAUACCUGGACGACGCCCUUUUCAAGUAUCCAAACCUGGUAGAGUUGUGCUUGCGCAUAUUUGGUGUGGGAUUAUGUAUCAGCUUCAUCGCGCCGGACCCUCCAGUUCUUAUGUUGCUUCCCUUAACAAAUUAAUCCAUCUUAAUAAUGGGGUUAAAUUGCUCCAUCUUGUUAUUCGGGAAAGGCAUCUUCUGACCACUAAUCAACGCACGUUAAGUAGAGCAAGGCCACCACGGUCUUGUGCUAAGCCCUAAGCCCCCAAGCGGAGAGAACGAGGAAUAUAGGUCAGUUCUAAGAAGUUCUAAGCCUUGGGUUUAGGGUUAGGGUUCUAAGUGUGUCUCCACCAGUUCUAAGUGUGUCUUCUUCUCAAGAUCACCUCUAUUUAAAAGUUGCUGCUCUAAAACAAUAGGACGCGUAUUGAUGGGAGCGUUGUACGGAGAUAGUAUGACUCCAUCGCACGCGAUUCACAACUGCGGAUUUGUUGCGGGGAUUGUGGUGGCUGGUGGAUUCAUCUCUGUCGUGACGUGAGGUGUGGAUUGCCGUACAACCAGAAUGAACUGGCAUGAUCAUGAUGAAGCAGCUUUUUGCACCUUCAACUUGAAGAGAAGAUAAAAGGGAACAGCGUACUAGAUAGUUCUUGUAGAAGACGUCGGGAAAUUAUGGAGCAAUCGAAGCUGUGAGUUUUGUUUGCUUUAGUACGCUCACACUGAUUUACUGUCAGACCACGUCUCUACGGCAAUCAUGAACGACGGCAACAGGGACAACGGCAUGCAUGCGCUACAGUGAGUGUCGUUUUGUUCUUGGUUCUGAACGCUGUUAAAACGAAUCUGCAAUGCUGGGUCGUGUUGUGUAGCUAAGUAGUAGUCUUAGAAAAGUGCCAGCUUGAGGCGUCAACUCUCUGGCGUAACGCUACGCAGUCGAAGGUGACUGUACGUAGAACUUCUUACAACUUGUCACGCAGUCGUAAGGUACGCAGUUUAUUCUUUCAGUAGGUUCACUAGUCUUCAUCAGAUGCUUAGCUGGUACUAGACAAGGAGAACAACCGGGAUGUCAAUUAAGCUUCGGGCUCAAACAAGUGGGAAGUCGGUGCAUAAUGAGGUAGAGGAUGAGGCUUAUUCAAGAACGAAGAGGGUACAGAAAUUGUGUUUGUUCCCCCGGGGUAAUUUCUUUGUAGUUUUUUGAAUCGAGCAGGUGUCGGUGGAGCUCGAUGUGCAGGAUCCAUGUUGGCCUAAACUAACCUUCACAUUCACCGUCGAGGAGGAGACUCACGAAAGACCGUUGUAGACCCCCGUAACUGAUAUUUGCGGGCUCUAUUCCUUUUGUAUACAUCAACACCCC
Molecule: messenger RNA, 5389 nt
Organism: Amoebophrya sp. A25
Lineage: Eukaryota; Dinophyceae; Syndiniales; Amoebophryaceae
Source: the annotation of a GenBank genome assembly